GGGGUGUGUGUGUCUGGAGAAAGGGGCUAAUCGAGCUGGGAUCGUCUCCGUUUGUUGAAUGCCGCGUCCGUCUCAUCUAGCAGUCGCUGGAAUCGCGCAGCUCCCCCCGUGCUGCAGAGCGUGUCGCGGACUUUGAGCGGAGAGAGCUGCCGGUGCCGCUGCAGCCACGCGGCCGGCUCCUCCGGGUUGCUCCGGUCGCUUCGCGCCGCCUUGCCCUGGAACGCGUUCAUUUCACUUUUCGAAGCAAUACGCUGGAGUACCGCUACCGUGCCCCCAGCGCUUUGCGGUCGCGAAAGGUCACCAGAGUGUUGUACCCGGACCAGCAGGACGUUGAUGGCGUUCCUGCAGAGCAACGGUGACUACUGCCGUGCCCAACAUCCUCACUCCUGAGUCAGGGGAGUAUGACCGUCCUGCACUGACACCCCUGGAGGCACCCGCCGCCCCGCCACUCAGAGACCGCCCUCUCCGAACAUGCCAAUGGGGUAACUUUCACUGGACUAGGCCAGUGCUAGCCACCUGAGAGCGAGCCCUUCCUCUGACCCAGCUGUGAACAGGGAUUUAAGAGAGGACCAGGGUGUUAACGACAGAAGAAGUCUGCUGCACUUUCAUUCAUUGGAGGGGGGGUUGGAAAAGACUGAAAGGAGGCUGACUUUGGCGUGGGGUGAACCCGAGCCGCGAGCAACCCAAGAUUUUCUGGGGUUCCGGGUUCUCUUUUGGGGCUGGUUCUACUGGUGUGUGAUUUUCCCCCCCUUCUCGGUGUGAGUGGACACACUCACGUACCCCCCACCAUGGCCCGGAUGAACCGGCCUGCUCCUGUGGAGGUGUGCUACAAGAACAUGCGCUUCCUCAUUACGCACAACCCCACCAACUCCACCCUCAGCACCUUCAUUGAGGACCUGAAGAAGUACGGAGCCACGACGGUGGUGAGGGUGUGUGAAAUCACCUACGACAAGACCCCGCUGGAGAAGGACGGGAUCACGGUGGUGGACUGGCCGUUCGAUGAUGGUGCACCCCCUCCCACCAAGAUUGUGGAGGACUGGCUCAGCCUGCUGAAGAGCAAGUUCUGCGACGACCCAGGCAGCUGCGUGGCUGUGCACUGCGUGGCAGGGCUAGGCCGGGCUCCCGUGCUGGUGGCGUUGGCGCUCAUCGAGAGCGGGAUGAAGUACGAGGAUGCCAUUCAGUUCAUCAGGCAGAAGCGCCGGGGGGCGAUCAACAGCAAGCAGCUGACCUACCUGGAGAAGUACCGUCCGAAACAGCGGCUGCGCUACAAAGACCCGCACCACCUCAAGAACAAGUGCUGUAUCAUGUGACUGCCUCAGCGCCCACGGACUGAACAUGUCGGUUAAUUUGGGCGAAUGGACCCACCACAACCCCCCUCCCACCAUGACGCGCGUUGUCCCCAGCGCGCAUUUUGUCCUGCCUUUUGUCACGCUGAACAGGCCACCCCAUCCCCCCUGGUUUGGGAGCGUUUAGCCCUCAUUGUGUGAAUUAGCCGUGAUCGCUGGCCGGGAGGUGACCUGGACAGCCGUGCAUCAUUGAGGCAUCUCCAGAGCCCUGACCCUGCCUGCGUCUGCCUGACAGUGCCCUCUAGAGGACGGUCACCCCACCUGUGCCACGGAGCAGCUAUCCACAGAGACAGCCAACACGGACUCGAGUGAAACUGUGGGACAUUCCUACCUUUCUGUUCUCUUUUUUUGUCAUCUGUGUGUUUUUGCUCUUUGUCUCGGCCUCAGGAUCGCGCAGUAUCUAUCCAUGAACUUUUUUUGCACCACAGCACAGGACUCCUCUGUCUCCAGUUUUCUGUAUCCCAGAACAUUUUGUAGUUGAACCCCUUCCUCAUGGGAGUGGGGUAGUGAUCACCAGGGACAGUGGAGGCAGAUGGGGGCAUGGGUGGAGUGUGCAUUUCUAGUGAAUUUUUCUCACAUCUUUCUUGUGAAGUACUCCAGGAUCAGGAUAGCGUUCUCAGUGUGGCUUGCACAUUAGGUAGGAUGGUUUCGGGGCGGGGACGUGUGUUUUGGCACACACAGGACAGGCACAGAGCCACAAAGCUGUCCUGACAUCACUAUGACACCCCUGUUGUCUGUGUCAAUGUGGUUUAGUUGUCACCUGUGACCAGGUACUGACUGAGACGGGAGGGUCUUAGAUUGCUUUUUCUCUACAUUGGAAGCAAGCCACUACAGAUAUAAGAAAUUAA
This is a messenger RNA of Megalops cyprinoides (Indo-Pacific tarpon), 2194 nucleotides long. Its product is annotated as protein tyrosine phosphatase type IVA 3. Gene Ontology annotation, cellular component: nucleus. Gene Ontology annotation, molecular function: protein tyrosine phosphatase activity. The coding region runs from base 789 to 1310 and encodes 173 amino acids. The record is from RefSeq and is a predicted model, not a curated record. Lineage: Eukaryota; Metazoa; Chordata; Actinopteri; Elopiformes; Megalopidae. Gene Ontology annotation, biological process: endothelial cell migration; protein dephosphorylation. The transcript is spliced from 6 exons.